AUGUGUAUUUUCCUUGGAAUGCAAACAGAAGAUGUCAUCGCCGAUUUGUUACGAAAUAUUAUUCCAGACAACUUAUUUCAAGCUACAUUUGCUCAAACACAGACAAAGUACAAGACAGGCGAUCCUAUAAAAGAAGUCAACGCGUCAAGUUUUUCUAAGAACCAAACGGAAAAUAAGAUCAGAAAAUAUUUAGAAAAAUCUGGAGAAGCUAAUUAUCUAGGUUUGAUAUCUGCUUGCACGCUCCUCGGACUGGCUGCGUCUAACCUGAAUGAAAAAGGCAGGCUGUUCUUGGACCUGAUAGAAUCUGUCUCCGCCACUGUUAUUGCAGUAGUUCGCUGGUUUCUAUGGACAACGCCAGUUGGCGUAAUCAGUCUUAUCGGCGUGUCCCUAGCAAGUGCCGAACAUGUUGGUGAAGUAUUUUCACGACUUUGUUUAUUCAUAGCAUCCAUAACAGCGGGGAUAAUCUUUCAACAGUUGGUGCUGAUGUCUGGAGUAUACUUUGCUUUCACACGACGGAAUCCCUACAAGUAUUUAAUCAGCAUUGCUCGACCUUGGAUGAUAUCAUUUGCCUCGACUACAACCGCCGUGGCGAUCCCCGAGAUGCUUGCGGCUUGUGAAGACAAGAAUAGGAUAGACAAGAGGGUGUCAAGAUUUGUUAUACCGUUCAGUGUUACCAUCAACCGAAGUGGGAGUGCUCUGUACAUAUCUGGAGCUACAGUUUUUGUUGCAAAUGUAACUGGAACAGAACUUCAUAUAGGGGAUAUCCUACUCAUAUGGCUUUUAGUAACUGUUGUAGCCAUGGCUAUCCCGGCAGUACCUAGUGCAAGCAUUGUGACAACUAUAAUGGUUCUAUCUUCUCUAAAUAUACCGGUUGAUGAUGUGGCACUACUUGUGGCUGUGGAAUGGUAUCUAGAUCGGCUGAGAUCAACAGGAAAUGUUGUCAGUCACACAGUUUGUGCAGCCGUCAUAUGGGUACUUUGUAGGAAAGAUCUUGAACAUGUACACAAGAAAAUUGAACUUGGAAAUAAAAUUGAGGAAACGAAUGUGACAGAAGACGAGAUUAUUGUUGACAAUGGUCAUAUUUCUGUAUGAAAGCAUAAGCAAAUAUCUUUGAUAAAUAAAACGUUAUUCGUAACUUGAAUGUGUAUGUGUCCAAAAGCGUUUACGUUUUUCACUUUCACUCAUUACAUUUCAAUCAUGAAAAUUGAAAAAUAAAGUAUACGAGUUACAUAUUGGUUU
Messenger RNA from Mercenaria mercenaria, 1239 nucleotides. RefSeq names its product excitatory amino acid transporter 3-like. Gene Ontology annotation, cellular component: plasma membrane. NCBI's taxonomy places the organism in Eukaryota, Metazoa, Mollusca, Bivalvia, Venerida, Veneridae. Gene Ontology annotation, biological process: L-glutamate transmembrane transport. The record is from RefSeq and is a predicted model, not a curated record. Gene Ontology annotation, molecular function: neutral L-amino acid transmembrane transporter activity; glutamate:sodium symporter activity; L-glutamate transmembrane transporter activity. The transcript is spliced from 7 exons. The coding region runs from base 1 to 1092 and encodes 363 amino acids.